Wyeomyia smithii (pitcher-plant mosquito) is the source of this 11097-nucleotide messenger RNA. It is a transcript of the gene shn, whose product is annotated as transcription factor HIVEP3. The coding region runs from base 1654 to 9399 and encodes 2581 amino acids. The record is from RefSeq and is a predicted model, not a curated record. The transcript has 8 exons. Gene Ontology annotation, biological process: regulation of transcription by RNA polymerase II. Lineage: Eukaryota; Metazoa; Arthropoda; Insecta; Diptera; Culicidae. Gene Ontology annotation, cellular component: nucleus. Gene Ontology annotation, molecular function: zinc ion binding; DNA-binding transcription factor activity, RNA polymerase II-specific; RNA polymerase II cis-regulatory region sequence-specific DNA binding.
AUCCGAAGCGAGCGGUCUGGAUUUUUUGCAGCGCGCGACAGGUCAUUUUUUCUGUUUUUGUAUCACUCUUGUUAUUGUUGUUCCGUAGUAGUAGCCACCAGCCAAUAUCAGCAGCAGCAGCUAUCUCGUUCUUUUGCAUACGAUUAGGCAGGCAUAGCAGCAGACGACGUCGCUUGUAGUAGAGCAGAGCAUAUUUGCAUAUAUAGUUUUGAUUUCCAUUCGUUCAGUCAGCAGUCGGGCAGUCAUCAUCGAGGGGCCGCACUUGAUCGAACAACGGGAGUGCGCGGAGUCCAGAGGCAGUCAGACAGACAGAGAGUGCUGCAUACGGCUGUGUGUGUAGGUGUGGGUGAGCGCGAGUGAGAAAGGACCGAGUUGAAAAGAAGCAGAAAAAAAAAAUAGAAACGAAGGGAAUUCCGUAAGUGCUGUCCUUUCUGCUGUUGCUUCUGUGCGUUAAUUGUGCGCCAGUGUGUUGCCGCUAUCAACGGUGAGGAGAUGGAGUUUUUAUGCUUCCCCUAAUCUGGAGGGUGGUUGGUGUUCAGAGAGAAAGAAGAACCAUCCAGGACGAACGGAGACAGUUGAUUAAAGACACAGAAACGAAGCCAACCAUGGGUUGGUUAUGCAAAUAAAAGGCAGUAAUUUUUGCUCUAGCGUGAAAAUCGGAAAAUUAUUUCGGGUGGAAAAACAAGUGUGACAGCAUGCAAACGACAGAAGAAGCAAGAAUCGGUAGUGUUUGAGAGACGUCGCGCCGUUUCGACUUGGGGAAUGCGAUCGUGGCUACCAGAGCGAGCCCCUGCGUGAAGGUGUUUGUGGAGGGCGAGGGGUUUUUUUCGUUUCACUACAAACCGAAUGAAAGCCCAUUAUCAUCAUCCACUGCAAAGCGUACCACCAACGGCACCAGCCAGAGUAACCAAAGAAAGGCAAAGUAAAGCUUUGUAAUACAAAACCGUGCAAAAAAAGGCUGAGGCGACGUUCCGUGUGUUCGCGAGUGUACGUGGAUUUUCUUCGCGUCGCGUUUUUUUUGUGUUUCUUCCCUCCGUUCCUCUAUUCGAUAGCCUGCUCUUUCCUGGUCGCACUUCCAGCCGACCACAGCCAGCCAACAAACAUCAUCGUCAUAAUCAAUUGGAUGGAUUCGCGGUCGGACGGUGUGUUUUUGGUUCUGCCUUUUGCGCUGGUCGUUUCGGUUUUUUUGCGCUCACUGUUACUGCCGCUGGUGAAUGCCACCACACUUGUUUACGUUCGCUGAGAGUGCAGAAAAAAAGCUGAAAAUAAUCGAAAAUAAGAAAGAAUGUGCUGGCUGGUGGUGCAGAAAACCAGCAAACAACACACGUAAGAACUCUGAGCACCUUGCCUUCGUCACCCGCACCACCGCCGCCGCCGCCUUUGCCGGAGCCGCCGUUCGGUUCGCAAAAGGAAACAAGCGCUCCUUCAUGUACGCGCGCAGAUCCAUCGUACUGACAGCGGUCGAACGUAUGGGGAGUGCAAGCGCGCAAGAAGGGAGGAAGCAGUGUGGGAAUUACUUCGCAGCAACAGCAGACCGGAAGACGAAACAUAUCGUUCGCUUUUUUCCGCCACUUUUGGUGAAACAGUUUGGAAACGUGAUUGAUUCGAAAUUCUAAGCAGUGCUUGCAGUCAGUCAGUCAGUCAGUAGUAGGGAUGGCCCGCCGGAAGGGAGCUACCAAAGCAAAAUCUAAUGGCCGCAAAUCAGCGUCGGAAGCUAAGCAGACAGAUAAGAAGGACGCUAAAGUAAAAGAUGAUCCGGGUGGAGAGCUUCCGCCCGCUAUGGAAAUAACGAACAGCUGUAAUGAAAGUAAAACGACGUCAGUGAGUCAACCGUACAGCAGCAGCAAACAGCCGAUCGCGAACCCAGCAGCGGAGAGCAAAGUCAGCGCGGAAAAUAGCAUUUUGCAUCAUUCGCAAACACCGCCAACGCCAUCGCGACCGCAGGCUGCCACAUUCAGCGUCUGCCCCUCGCCGAACGCGACGAAUUCUUCUGACCUAAAGUACCUGCAUAAAAAAUUCAAACGGAUCGCCAGUGCCACACUGAGCAACAACAACAACAACAUCAACAACGAUAGUGGCAGUGAAUCGAAACUCGUUACAUCAGCAGCGGCGGCCACCAGCAGUAGUAGUAGUAGCAGUAGCAUUCGUAGCAGUAGCAGUAGUAGUAGUGGUGGUGAUAGUAGUACUAAUAUUGUAACUACUACUGCUGCUUUGCCAGCUGGUACUAGUAUCGUAGUAGUAGCAGUUGAGAAGCAACAAGCAAGUGCAUACGGUUCCCCCGCAGUGCGACUACCCAACUCAUUGAGCUACGAGUCUGUCCAGCGACUUCAUCAACACCAACAUCAACAACAACAACAACAACAACAAAAUCAACAUACGAUUGCAUGUGCCAACGAGGGUGAUUUAGUCGACUCAUACCGACCAGCGACCACUGAACGAAUUAUUCGUACAGGAGGACAACCAACGGUUGGCAGCGAGUGCCACAGUCGCCCCCAAUUAACCUCUUUGAGUAGCGAACACAGUAACGGUGCUUCCUUGAAUCGCACUAACAACAUUAGUGGCGUCAGUAAUAGUUUUAUCAGCAGCAGCAGCAGCAGCAGCAGCAGCAACCACAAUCAUAUUCCGAGAGAGAGUGAAGAUUUGAAAACGUACUAUCCCAGUGUAAAUAAUAACAGUGCUAUCAACAACAUAAACUGUGAUUUAAACGAGAAGAACCAAUGCCCAAGCAUCCUGAACAACAGCAACCCUAGCGGUGGUGGUGGUGGCAGUGUAGUAACGUUAUCAGCCGACUCGAUUCAGGCCAUUCAGCAGGCGGCGCAGUACGAAACCGCCGUCAAUCACGGUCCUCCGGCGGGGAUUGUGGUUAAUUUCGGCUGCGAUCCGGCUUCGACCGCUCCGCUGCACUCGCCGCUGACCUCGGCGAAUCUAAUCAACACGGCGGCCGCCACCCCGGGCCGCUAUGUGUGUCCGUUCUGUCAGAUGAACUGUAGCAAACCGUCGGUCCUGCAGAAGCACAUUCGACGUCACACCAACGAGCGUCCCUUUCGGUGCGACCCGUGCGGUAUUGCAUUUAAAACCAAGAGCAACCUGUACAAACACUGCCGAUCCCGAGCGCACGCAUCAAAAAGUCAAGGCGAGGAUAUCGGAGCCGUUAUCGAUGAGGACGGCGGUUCUCUCGGUGGAUCGGAUAUAGAGGAUAAAGAGCUGAGCAACAGUGGAUCUGAAAUUAUAAAUCGAGGAUCACCAAUGGAUGAUCGAGUGCAUUCACCCCAGCUGCUGGUGGAAAAACCCUACAAGCCCAAGUUCCAUAAUGCAGCCCUGUACGCCAAACUGGACGCAAAGCUAGCCAAUAAAUUUCCUUCAUCGGGGCCAAACAGCACCGGUAGUGGACUUCCACCGGCGCUGAACGUCAGCCAUUCAGCACCCCCAACUCCACACUAUUUCAAUGGCCAAAACGUGGAAUCGCUUGAGCAGCACAUUUCAAAGCUCAUAUCGGAUAACGAAGCCAUCGUGGAAGUGGUUGAGCCACCGCUUCAGAAAAAGUAUCAUAAAAUUACCGGUAUAACCCGAGGUAUAUCAGUAGGUUCCAGUUCGUCCCACAGUGGGCCACAUGAGUCCGGAACCAGCAGUAGUUCUAGUGGUAGCAGUAGUUCCAAACUGGCAAGUGCUUUGUUGCAGAAAAGAAACAGCGAGGAACAGUUACUGUAUCUUCCACAGCAGGGACCGCAACAGCCAUACGUAAACCCAUUUCCCAGCGAGCCAAAUGUGAUAACAGUUUCCAAUAGUAAACCAAACGUAAGUUCCAAACCGGCGGUAGUUCAGUAUGGACCUAAUCACCACGCAGUGUCGGUUCAGAUGGCGAUUCGGUUACCUAGCGAACAGCAUGAUCAGCUGUCCGCUCAACAAGUGCAAUAUCAGCAGCCUUUAAAUCUGAGUAAACCAAUGCCCUCGAUGGGGUUGGAACCAUUGGAACAGAUAGAACAACCUCGAAAACGGAGCUCUGGCUCCUUGUACAGCCGAGAACAAUCACCAUCGUCUUCUUUGCAAUAUCCACCGUCGCAGACGGCAUCGAUUCACACACAACCUGCGAUUCUCCAACAAACACCGCCUACACCUCCGCAAACUCAACCAGUAUCGCAGCAACAGCAACAACAACAGCAGCCAAUGACAGUUUCGGAUCAUCCCCAGAAUCCGGAACGUUCUAUCAUCAAAGAUCUUCUGCUUAAUUCACGUGGCUUCGGAGUCGUACAGAAUCCGGAGAAUGAGAACAUUGAAAAGCUUUUCACCUGUAAGUCGUGCAACGUAAGCUUCCGGGAUGCGGAAAUCCUCAAGUACCACAUGAUUUGCUACUGUCAAGGAAGUAGCAGCAAUCUGAACAGUCCUUCGUCUAGUGCCCCCAUAAGUCCGGUUGGUUCGCCGUCGCAGUUCAAUCGAUCCAAAUCGUACAACCCAAAUAGUCUGAAAACAUUGGCCCGGGUAUCACUGAAUCCACCGCCUCGAAACCCAUCCACCCUUUCCAAGCUGGCCAAGUCUCAGCUGAGGUUACCGCGGAUUCGACCGGAGAAUAUUUCGUUACUAUCUGCGCUGGCCAAGGAAAACUUAGCACUCAACAGCAUGGGAAGCUCUGCGAACAGUCAUCCAUCGGAGAUGCAGGUGUCACCAGCUAUGGCCAAAAUUGUGGAUGUGGUUCAAAAUCCACUGCCAUCGCCAGGUCCCCUAUUGGGAAACACUCGAUUGGUUGAUUUUCAGAGUAACAAAGCAAUGUCUGCUGAAGAUGCUUCAGUGACACAGAAACGGGCACUCGUCAUCACUGUUGAUGAACACCAGCAGACUCUCCGGCGAGUUCACCAGUAUCCUAACUUGCAACUGUUUGGAGGAAAUGUGGAAAUUGUGGAUCGUAAUUGUCUGAAUAUAUCACCUCAUCGGUAUACAUCCGGUGGUACGGUAACGAGAUGCUCACCAGAAAUCGAGAGUGGAAUGCAAGAAUAUAGCGGGCGCGUUAACAGCAUGCAUUCGGGGGGAACUUUCACGCAGUUACCGGAAAACAACCGAAGCACUUCACCCGCUCCAAUGAACCCAGAUACUCCGAAAUUGGUUGUGACUAUUACACCGACGCUUACACCAGCUCUGGCUACUCCCAGCUACUACGGGAAUCAACAGCAAGUUUCGGAAGGUAACAACAGUGCAGUUUCUGUUGCUCAACCCGUAACACACUUUCACUUCCCACCAAUCAAUCCGAUUACGGCGUACAACCCAUUAACACUGCCUCAGGUAUCACCCGGCCAGGCACAACAGAUAAUGCACGGUGGUAAACUGAUACCAUUUGUACAGGGUAUUCCCGGCCCAAAUUCGAUGCUGAUACCAAACGAUCACAACCCGCAACCGAAAAGUAGUCCUCGCAUGAUAGUCAACCAAUCAACCCACCCACUAAUGCAAUCGAUCUCGAUCUCCACCGGAAACCACCAACUGCCGGGUCCAACCGUGAAACUACAAUCGUCCUCGCUGCUGACGAUCGUGAAACCUACUAACACUACAGCCAUCGAUCGGCGUAACGAAAUUGACGAAGAUCUAGGACGUAGUAAAAAACCUUUUCUGCAAGUAGCACCGGGCAAAAAUGGACUGUCCAAAGAAAUCUGGUCUCCAGCAAAGCAGGAAUACCCUGUGCCAAAAAAGAGUUUCAAUUUCUCCCGAAUGGCGGACAAUAUAAGCCCGCGGAAAAAAGAACUCAUCGAGCAACCGCCAAUCAAGAAGGAAGAAAUCCGUUACUUUAACUUCGAAAAUUUGAUUUCAAAAUCGGAGAUAUUAAUCAAAACAACAGCCACCGCGGUCGGUCCGCUGGAGUGUAAAGCGGAACCGAUGGAGGUGAAACUGGAACCACCACCAUCAACCAUCGUAACGAAACCGAAAUUUCUGCGACCAAACUCACUGCCGCUCAAACCUGGUACCUUUACACCGAAGCGCCAUCACGGGAUCACACCGACUCACAACACGAUGCCGCUGAUAUCACCCGAAACACCCCGACCCUCGAAAUCCUGCCGAGAGUUGUACUUCAACGGCCACGCCUAUACCAACAUCGGGUUGAAAUCGAGCACUAAACCAUUCUACUGCACGGUCAACAAAACUCAACCCUUCUACGUUCAAACCCAGCAGAAGCAGCUUUCGAUGUACAGCAACUGGCAGGUCCAUCCGGAAAAUGACCCUCAUCCGUUGGGUCUGAAACCGGUGGCCGUUAUGUCACUCUAUGACAGCAGCCAACAGCGUAACCAUCGCUAUUCGAUCGCCCAAUCACAUGUGCCGCCACUCUCGGUGGUCAAUUCAAGUUCCUUCAACAAUGCCGUCAUGAGUACGGUCGAAGUUAAAACCAACUUCCCAGCGUAUUCACUGCAACCGAUGACCUCCCCAAAACCCACACUGGUGCCAUUAGCAAGUGGACAGCAUCAACAAGUACAACAACAACAAACGCAAUCAACGCAAAGUUAUCUUCAGUUCGGUUAUCACGAUAAGGGAGCCUCGAACGAUAGUGUUCCGGCCAGAAGUGAAUCUUCGGAACGCACCCUGUCCGGUGGCUUUGAGAGUACGGAAGAAUACACCUAUGUGCGGGGUCGCGGCCGGGGCAAGUACGUCUGCAAGGAGUGUGGCAUUCGCUGCAAGAAACCUUCCAUGCUGAAGAAGCACAUCCGAACGCACACCGACGUCCGGCCGUACUCGUGUCAGUACUGCAGCUUCCACUUCAAAACGAAAGGCAACCUGACGAAACACAUGAAAUCGAAGAGUCACUACAAGAAGUGUUCGGAGUUGGGUCUGAAUCCGAUUCCGACCGGGGUGGAUGAUGACGGUGGUGAUGUCGAUAUUGAGGGCGACCAGCAGUCGAUUUCAAGCGAGCGCACUUCGACAAUUCCGGGCGACUCCGAUAGUGGGUCCGAAAGUGAUGGCGAGGAUAGUGACGACAGUGAUGAAUCGAAGAGUCGCCUCCCGGAGCACGAAGCCGCCCACUGUCUACUAUCUCUGUCGAUGACACCGCCGACCAGUUCGCAGAUCUCCAAGAGCUACCCAAGCCCGGUGCCGUACAGUAGCCAGCAGUUGGUGGAACGAGACCGCAAUCGUCAUCAAGGAUACCCCCUAAACGAUGCCGUUUCCCCUGGGGGCCUAAUUAUCUACCCUCAACAGUCACCAGCGGCCUUGGUGGAUCAAUCUACUAGUCAACCGAACCGACGCAUAAUCACCUUCGGUAACACCCCGAAGGUCGAAUUUAAUCUGCUCAAGCACGAGCAGUACUACUCGGAUCCGAACCUCAGCAAAAAGAAGCGGGACAUGGCAGGCACCGCCAAUCAGGCUGUGUCCUUUCAAAAUGAAGACGAUGACGAUGGUGCGAUGCCGAUUGAUUUAACGAAAAAGGUGAAAGAAGUGCCCACGGCGUUGCAGUCUCAUUCGAUUCAGGAAGCAACCGGUUACUCACACCAUUCGCAUUAUCAACAUCAAAACCAUCACCAGUUGAGCAAGGGAUCGAACGUUCUGCUGCGUGCUCAACAUCAUCCAGAACAGUUGCCGAACGCGAUAUCGCAAGUCAUCGUGCGUAUGUCGGAUGUCGUUACGCCGAUCACCGGAACGGCCAAUCUGCUAACGACGUUGGUUUCCAACACCGAUAAGAUACCUCUUACGCACGGGUUGAUUCCAGGAAGCGGGAAGGAACUGGUGGAUGACAAUGUUUACUUCCAGGAGUACAUUAAGCAGCGGGCACUGCAGGACAGUCGUAUGAAGCAGAGUCAGAUGAAGAGUGUAACCAAUAGUUCACAGUACGAAGAUAGCCAGGAAACUGCUGGUGCGGUGGAUAGUCAGAUGCCCUUGGUUAAGUCGCAAAAGCUCGAAGCUCCGCUGGCGAUUACAACUGCAACUACUUUGGUUGUUAAUGGGCCAGUCAAUAAAGGGGUGGUCCCUCCUGUGGAGAAAGUUUAUCGAAUAUUUAAUGGUAAAAAUGAGUUACAUGCGAAGGUUGCGAAUACUGAUCUAGUGAGUAGGGUGGACGUUCCAGUUGUGGGGAAUGAAUCGAUCCCACAAGAAAGUGACCAUCCGAUAACGGAAGUUGGAGAAGCGGUGGUUAAUACUGCCGUUGGCAGUGGAAAGUUAGAUUUGUUGGUUGAGCCGAUUAGAUCCAGGAGUAAUAGUGUGAAGUCGAAUGAUUCCACGAAGCCAUCGAUUGCAACUACCGCCGCCGCAACGGCCGCUGCCGGGUCAGGUAAGGAGAGUGCUAAAAGUGUCGCUUCCGAGUACCUCAAACUGACGAAGUCAGUUACGCUUAGAAAGCGUGAGGAUAGCGAAAGCGGUACAGCUUCGGAUCAGGAACCACCUGUGGUGGAGAACAAAAUAAUUCCAACACCGCCAAUUGUUGCUCCUAUUGUGCCGCCUAUCGUAGUCGUUCCGCCUACUUCGGCUGCAACUGGUGAACUGGGAGGAAUCGUAGCUCGAACCGUCGUGGUUGGUGAGGACGGUUUCAAAUCGACCCCCGCGACAAAUGAGUUCGCCUCGUUAAGUCAUUUCCAAGAGGAUGGCGGCCGGCCGGUAUGUGAGGUGUGUAACAAACGCUUCCUGAAGAUGUCUCAGCUGAAAAUUCACAUGAACAUUCACUACAUGGAGCGGAAGUACCGCUGUGAACCCUGUGGAACUAGUUUCCGUUCGCAAGGGUUGUUUUUGAAACACGAAAGAUCUGCCACCCAUCGGAAUAAGGUUUCGAUGACGACAACAUUCGGUAUAGCAACCGAUUCGAAUCCUCGUCCGUUCUACUGUAAAGAUUGCGAUGUCGGAUUCCGAAUCCAUGGCCACUUGGCCAAGCAUCUGCGAUCAAAGAUGCACGUUCUAAAACUCGAAUGUCUCGGGAAACUUCCCUUCGGAACGUACACCGAAAUCGAGCGCUCGGGAACGAAUCUAACCGAGAUCGAUACUACCGAUUGUGAGAACUCGCUGUCCAGUCUGAAGCGGCUGGCCAUUCGGCUGCACGUGAAGGAUCCGGCCAAUGUUCUGCCUGGUGGUGGCAGUGGUGGGCUCGGUCCUUCCGGCAGUGGCAACGAAACGGACAGCUGUGACGAUAAUCAGUACGAGAAUGACAACGACGAAUCCAACGUCGAGGACAGCUCCAGCUCGAAUGGACCAACGAAUAACCGGGACGAUGAAACGGACAAUGACGGUGAACCAUCGUCGGCCGGCGAAUGCAAUGGGCCCUUGAUUCAACCAAUCAACAACAACAACAACUUGAGCAUGAAGCGAAAACCUGAUGACAGCAGUACAAGCGGCAACUUCGAGCCGAGCGAAGCAAAGCGGGCACGGAUGCAGCCGGCUACUGCCGCCAUCGACGUGAAUCCGGGAGGGCAAACAACGUCACUGCCACUGCCGGGAUGUGAUUCAUAGCAUAUCGCCACGAAGGGACGUUAGCUGGGUAAGGUAAGAAAGACCCCAAGGGUUGUACCGUUUGGUGGAAGAUAAUUUUGCUACUAAAAAAACAUCGAGAAAAGAAUUCAGAUCCCCGUACACCCGCCUCUCCCUUAUUUUAAAGGAGUGCCAAGUUUACCGGUCUCUCAAGUGCCAAUAGUGCUGUGUGUGAACACAAGAACACACGCAGAAUAGAAAACAACAGCCACAUUGGAUUUAUUUAGCUUUUAGGUUGUACACAUUUCUGAUUAAAAACAAUCUGUUGCAAAUGGUAGUAGUAUUUAACUUUUUUGCUUAUAGAAUCUAUUUUUCCCCUCUCGGCGAAAGAGAAACAAACUCCCGUCAGUAAGCGCAUUAGUGAUAUUUCCUUUCAAAACUUUAAGUGUAGCUUUAGCAGUUAAUUCGUUAAGUUCUUUGGCACAUUAAUGGGGGCGAGUGAAUAAAUAAAAUCCCGAACCUUAGUGUGUGCGUUGUAUAGAGCCGCGUAUAUGUGAUCAUUUAUUUGUUAAACUAGAAAAGAAACAAUACUCUUGUAAUAAUACAACUAAACUAUUGCAAUAGAAACCCGAGGGAAUUAAAUUCCCUCCUUCGAGACAGCGCACCAACACCCAAAAGUUGGCUUAUUUUCAUUUUACGGUUCAGUUCAUGUUUUUAAUAAUAAUAAUAAAAAAAAAAACAAAAAAUACACAUACACAAAAAGUAACGGGAACAUUGAUCCUGGAAGCGAUAUAUGAAACUAAGUGUGAGUUGGAAGAUGGCAACCACCUACUGAUGUAUUUUAUAUAAUGUAUAUUUAGUGUAAACAGAAGCAGAGAAUUAAAAAAAAACAAGAAACGGAUGUCAAAAAGAGUAUAUAAAAAUAACGAUUUUUGUAUUAGUUUUACACUACAAUAGAAUCGUAAAUGAUUGAUGAAACGUUCGAUAUCCCCCAGCCCCCAGUAAAUGAAAGUGAAGGUCAAAUAUAUAUAUAUAUAUAUUUAUAUACACCAUUUAGAGAAGAAAAUAAGAACAAAUAAAAACGUGAAUAUCCUUAUAUUUGUAAACACAUUUUUCCCCCAGAAUUGCAAACUAUUCGCAGCCAUUUUUAUAAAGUGUAAUUAUUGGUAUCAAUAUUCUCGCAUUCUCUCUAGGAGAAGGAAAAAAGGAGGAAAAACUACGGGAACGCAUUCGUACUAGCUAGGGGGCUCUAGAGUCUAAAGCUGGAGAGAUCGAAAGCGGCCAACCGACCGACAGUGUGUACAUUGCAUAUCAUUUUACUGUGGAGAACUGAACAAAGAACAAAAGAAAAAAAAAUGAAGAAAGUCUUUUCAGCCAUUGUUUUUUGUUUAGUUUUGAUUUAUUCUCUUCCCAAAAAAUACCCCCUUCCGGUGGGUCUACUUUUACUAAGUGUGUCAAAGAGAGCAGAUUAGGUUCACACGAAGCAAAAAAAAUGAGUUUGCGAAUUGAAUUCAACCUAGUUGGGUUACACUUUUAUUGUGCUGAAGUUCUCGAUUCCGGCAGACGAAAAAGUGGGAGAACACAAAUAUGCAAACAUAUUUAUUAUAUUUUUGUAAUAGUAUAAUCACACACACACACAAGAAAAACAAACAACAAUGUAAGAGUCAUCGUGAAGUAAUUAGUGUAAGUGACAAGUAAACAAUGAAAAUGCAUGUGGAAUAAAAAAACGCGAAAAUAUAA